Thrips palmi is the source of this 5172-nucleotide messenger RNA. RefSeq names its product ubiquitin carboxyl-terminal hydrolase CYLD (gene CYLD). The record is from RefSeq and is a predicted model, not a curated record. Bases 255 to 3524 code for a protein of 1089 amino acids. Gene Ontology annotation, molecular function: cysteine-type deubiquitinase activity; K63-linked deubiquitinase activity. NCBI's taxonomy places the organism in Eukaryota, Metazoa, Arthropoda, Insecta, Thysanoptera, Thripidae. The transcript is spliced from 15 exons. Gene Ontology annotation, biological process: protein K63-linked deubiquitination. Gene Ontology annotation, cellular component: cytosol.
ACUUAACAUGUCAAGUGCAGUGUUGUGGUUCGGUUGAACUGUUGUGCGUAAUUUUGACAUUUGUUUAUCUAUAUACUGCUGAGUUUCAUGUGCUUCAAGACAACGGCAUGCUGUUCGUUACAUGCUGCAUGAGCUUUAUGUUGCCUGCUUGGACGGAACUGUCUACUAACAAUCGGAAAUCACGCUACCUUUGUUUUGGCUUCUUUUGACGUUUUCUACUUGUUGUCGGGUCUUUAGACGUUUACACACCUAAAAUGCGAAGUUCUGAUGAAUUAAAAUGUUUUGUUGUGAAAAAGAAUUACAUGGCUGCGAAAGUUAACAGGAGGGAACAUCAUCAGAAUUUGAGGUUAGGAACUCUUGUGUAUAUUGACUAUGUUAUCAAAGAUGAGUUAGUGGCAGUUCGAAUCGACAACAGUGAAAGGCUUCAUGGCUCGCUUGAAGAGCACCUGUGGGAAUGCCCAUUGGCAAACAUAGUUCCCUUCGACAACUCAUUGAAACCAUUCAUUUUGGCCAUAUCCUCUCCAACUGAAAGAGUUGAGGUUGCUCAGAAUGAAGAUCUAUGCCAGAAGCUCAUUGAUAUUAAUGUGGGUAGUUUGGUUUACUUACUACCCAAGAAGUCACCACUUGGCGCCAAUGGCCAUGGAACACAGCAUGUCAAGGAAGCCCUUGUGAAGUAUAGAGGACCUGUCCAUCAGAUGGGCUUUGGAACUUACUUUGGACUUGAAAUAUUGGAUGCAGAUAUACAAGACCCUGACACCUGUGAUGGAUCUUAUUCAGGAUCCUCUCGGUACUUUUCCUGUCCACCUGGAAGGGGUAUAUUUGUUGCUAUAAAUAGGCUCCGUCCUUUUUCCGAUUUUAUUCAAAAUUAUGCACAGUCUGACUUUGACUCAAGUUACAUUCAGUCUCCAAAGGAUUAUUUACCAUUUCGAACAUGUGGCGUUCAAGAAGUUAGAGCUAAAUUUGAAAGUAUGUCUCAUGGGACUCAGCUGUCUCCACGUGUUGAGUACACUGAAAGGCUAAUUGAUUUGAGCCCUAAUAGAAGUCCUGUUUUAAUGGAUGAACAACCUCUCAAAGUUGGAGAGAGAGUCGUGUGGUUUCGUGACUCUGGUCAAGAACAUGGUGUGGUGAGGUGGCUUGGUCAUUUGGAUCCAAUGAAAGAUGAACUACAUGCUGGUGUGGACUUUGACAAUCCUGUUGGAAAGACAAAUGGAUCAUACAGAGGAAAAAAGUACUUUGAAACAAAAAAAAAUCAUGCUGCGUUUUUACCUGUGUUGGGAUUAGUAAGAGCUGAUGAUUUGUAUGAUAGUCUGUCAACCAUUGAUUCUAAGAAGAAAAAGAAACCUCUUGCUAAUCAAUCAGAAAGUUCUAAGAAUUUAGAUUCACGUUUGGGUUCAGGAUUAUCAAGUGCAUCAAGCAGUGGAGCCCUAAGACCUGACCAGCUUUAUACAGCAGCCAAAAACAGCAGCCAAAAUUCAAUGCUUGAUACUACUGAUAAUGUGAACUUAAAUGGGUCUCUGUUGAGUCCUCUGAGCAUUGAGCCUACAAUCUCCUGCUUGAAGAAUGAAUCACAUGCUCAAGGCAAAAGAGACAACUAUUUAAAGGAUUCUGAUCUCACAAGUUAUGGGAAUAAUUCCUCUAAUUUAAAAUUGGAUAAGUUUAAUAGUAGAGAAAAUGAUCAGCUGAGAAUGUUGAACGAUUAUGUUGAUGCAAAUGGAAGCAAGUACAAAAACCAAACAAGGUCCCCUAAAAUAAAUAAUGGUGAUGGUGAUAGUAUUCGCCUAGAGUAUGAUCGAAAGAAGACUCAAGCAUGGACAAAUAGAUCAAAGGAGGAUUAUGAAUCAAGUUCUAGCCCAAGCAUAAAUGAUCGAAGUAGCAAAGGAAUUAGCUGCAAGGAACAGAUUUUCCACUCUCAUCAAGACUCAAAUGAUAUUGACCCUGAUCGCCUACUUCAUCAGAGCCCAGACACCCAAAGUGUUGGUGGUGCAGAAGGUUUUUAUGACACACCAGAAGCAUAUGACUUUCAGGACUUACAAGAUGAACCUGAACAACCAGGCCCAACAGAUUUAGGUGUUGGGUCUGUCGUGGAAGUGGCGGUUCACGGAGAGCCCAUGUAUGGAGUGAUUCGUUGGCUUGGUACUUCCCCUGAAAGCAAAAGGUCUCGAAAAAUAGCAGGAAUAGAAAUGGAAGAGGAACGGGCAGAUUUUACUGAUGGAACAUUUCAUAACCAACGAUAUUUUACGUGUAACCCUCGCAGAGCAUACUUUGUCAACAUUAAUCUUUGUCAAAAAGAUGGACGGUUUCAAGAACCUUCUCAAAGUCCAAGUGAUGACUCGAAAAGUAAAACGUUUGGACAGCCGGAUUGUCCAGUUAUCCCAGGCAUCAUAAGACCAGUGGCAGUCAGUGGAGACCUUCAAAGCAAGUGUGGAAAAUUACAUGGUAUUCAGGGCCAUCAUAACUCCUGCUAUCUUGAUGCCACACUUUUUAGCAUGUUCACUUUUACCAGCGUGUUUGAUAGCUUGCUAUACAGACCUCCAACAGAUAAAGACUGUGUUCAAUAUGAGGAAGUCCAAAGAGUACUUCGUGAAGAGAUUGUAAACCCACUUCGUGCCAAACUUUUUGUCCGUGCUGAUAGGGUUAUGAAACUGCGAACUUUGUUAGAAAAUCAUACCUCUGUAACGGGCUUAACUAGUGAAGAAAAAGACCCUGAAGAGUUUUUGAACUCACUCGUCGCUCAAAUUUUACGAGCUGAACCAUAUCUGAAACUGAGCUCUGGGCAGGAGGCCUACCAUUACCAACUCUUUGUUGAAAAAGAUGAACAGCUUAAACUCCCAUCAGUUCAGAAGCUCUUUGAGCAAAGUUUCUUUGCCAGUGAUAUCAAGUUAAAGGAGGUGCCCUCUUGCCUCAUUAUUCAAAUGCCUAGGUUUGGGAAAUCUUUCAAGAUGUACCCUCGCAUUUUACCAUCACAGGUUCUUGAUGUAACUGAUGUCAUUGAGGAUUCUCCACGGCAGUGUACAGUUUGUGGAAAACUUGCUGAAUUUGAAUGCAAAGAUUGCAUGGAUUAUUUUGAUGUUGGCCUGGACAACAUAGCAUACUGUGAGGUGUGCCUCAGAACUGCUCACUGUCAUCAAAGACGCAGUAAUCAUACCUGGAGACGGAUCAGUGUUCCAUCAGAUUUCAAAUCUCUGCAGGAAGCCUGUUCUACCAUUCCUCGUUUGUACAUGGAAUUGUUUGCAGUUGUUUGUAUUGAGACUUCUCAUUAUGUUGCAUUUGUCAAAUGUGGAAGUGGUUUGGAUGCCCCAUGGUGCUUCUUUGACUCUAUGGCAGACCGAAAGGGAGAACAAGAUGGCUAUAACAUUCCCGAAAUGGUCCCGUGUCCAGACUUACCGUACUGGUUAUCUGACAAGGGGGCUCAAUCCUUAAUGGAUGUCAAAGACAAUCGUCAACUGCCUGAACACGCCAAGAGAUUACUUUGUGAUGCUUAUAUGUGCAUGUAUCAGAGCUCAGAUGUUAUGAUGUAUAGAUAGAUAGAUGUGCUGAAAGAAAGAAUUAACCUUGAGAAAGGUAACCAAUCUAAUUUAAAGCAGGAUAAUUAAACCUGUCAAUUGUUAUAGUUCUUGUUUCUUUUUUUUAUGAGCUGCGAGGUUUCCUUUGGGGACAACGCUUGAAAUGUAUUACUUUCUCCUAUGUGAUAAUAAGGUAAUUGCUCUUUUGGAUUCUUGUGAUUGUGAUUCAGAAGAUGAGGACCGUCUGUAGGAGUUGUGGCUGCUGAACUUAAGUCACAUUAUGUUGUAGAGCUUGCUCUAAAUGUUAAAUAAUAAAUAAAUUCUAAUAUUAGAAUUUCUUGAAUUUUUCUUAAUGUUUUAUUAAUUUAUUCUAUCUUAGCAGGAUGUUUUCUCCUAUUUUGGUAGUUUUUAUUUGACUUUAUUUAAUCAAGUAUUAUCGUGAAUGAAUGUGUCCCUUGUUUUCUGGUUCGAUAAAAAACGACCACUGAAUGAAUGUUGGGUUUUAUUUGUGUUCAGAAGUGGAAAAAUAUUUAUAGUUUGUCUUGGUGAGUUUGAUGUUCUUAUACUGACUAUUUAAAAUGGUAGAAAACAUUCUGUUAUUCCAACUCUUGAGAGUUGGAGAAAUUGUUUCAUACUUCAUGAAAAAACAACCAAAUUUGUUAUUGCUUUAUACUUUUGAGAAAGCUCGAUGUAACUUUAGGGCUAAAAAUACAUAAAGGAAUGUCAUUUCUUUUUAAUCAGGACUACAGGGAUUGUUUCUAAGUUAAGAAAGAGAUAUGUAUUGUUAUUGAAAACAUAUUUUAUUCUGGGUUGUUCCCUUCUUUUUUCAAUAGUAGUUAAGAAUUAAACAGGGACAAGACAAGUCUUACAUCUAGUACAAUGUUGAAAGGGUGCCAGGGAGUUUUUGACCAGCCUUUAGAGAGACGCCUUCUCCUACAACACAUUGUAGAAAAAUAGCUGUUGCAAAUAUUCAUCCUAAAUCACUGUAGAAUUUGCUCUAGAUUUGAAAUCGGUUUGAUUCCCUCCAAAUUUUCAUUGUUCUUGGAUAGCUUCCUCACAAUUGUGCAUAUCUACUUUGCUGUUAGCCUUUUGCAACCUUUGGCAUUCUCCCUUUACUGGAUGUAAGGUAAAUAAGACUGGUAGCAUGUAUGAGGGCGGACACAUGAACUUAUUUUUAUUUGUCCAUAAUUAAUAUAUACUUUUUGAAUCACUUGUGAAAUGAUUUUGUUUUACCUUAUGUUUGCCCAUAUUUAUCUUUUCUUCUUUCAGUUUUUGACUGUGUGAAGGGAACAAUACUGUGCAACUGAACUCUUACACUGUUUUGCAAAGUAAUAUUUUUUUUCCUGUUAUCUUACUUUGUGUUGGUACUCUCUAAAAAUAUAAUUCAAUGACACAUUCAGAUAAGAUUUCUGUUGAAAUAAACACAUGAGUAAUGUCUCAGUAGUCUUCUGAUCUGUAUGUGUCAUAAUUCCGAUUACUCUGUGCAUUUUAUGAUGUGACCCCCUGUAUGUAAUAGCCCGAUGUAUUGGUUUCCUUGACAUGAUUAGCUUUGCACAUUUCCCCCUUUUUACUUACAGAUAUAGUUGUAUUUCCAAAACCGUAUCCUAAUGUCAAAAUGUAACAUCCUAUUUUGUUGGUGAGAAUAAAGUCUUACCUGUAACUCACAGAA